AUGAACCAUGAUGACGGGGUGGCUGCUGCAGCGGCUGCUCUGGAAGUGGUCAUUGUCCAUUCACCAAAUUCAAUGAAUGGUCGCGGUGAAUCUCGUGUGAUUGGUGGCCAUGAAUCAUUGGAUGGCCAAGUGGUCAGCUCAUGUUGUUGUCGACGAAGGAAACGUCACAAUGCCACCCAGACGACAUGUGGAAAUCAGCAAUUAACGAAUCGUUGCUGUUGCGUGAAUCAGCAUCAGCAUCAGCAAAGUUCAUCGAAGCGGAGGGCCUUGUUGUGCCAGCAGCGACGCCAUCGACAUCAUCGCAGGCACCAACACUCGGUGGAUACCAGCGAAAAGCAGUCGCAGCAAAUGCAUCAUCAACCCAUUGCCAUAGAGAUCGAUGCGGCAACCACCACAAUGACCGAAGAGGAUGUUAGCAGUACGGCCACCUCGAAUUUCCCUUUCAAAGCGACAGCCCUUCAACAACAACAGGGUGGUGUAAGUCCAUUGAUCCUCUCGCCCAUGAGAGAGCCACGACGUUGUUCACUCAAUUCUAAUACCACCAUAGAGACGGAUGAGCUUUCACCCGACGAAGAUGCCGAGGAUGUGAAAAUUGUAACGAACGAGAGAGUUAAAAUCAAGCGCAAACGCUUUCGUGAGGAAGACUUCUGCUCCAGCUGUUCCAGUUGCAGUAAACACACCUCCACAUCGUGCAGUAGCAGCAGCAGUUUGGAUGAAGAUCUAAAUCGUAAUCACGAGCUAACCGUUGCGGCUGAAUGUCAUCAAUGUGAGGGCAAUUGCAGUUGUAGUUGCGGCGAUGAGGACGAAGAUGCCGAGUGUGAGGAGGAGGAGGAGGACACCACAGAGCAGCGGGAAAGUUUUUGCACGGCCGCCGAUCAUACGAUAUUGAGUCACGACACGGCCAUGACUCCCGAAAAUGAAGACACUUUAACGCCAUCCCAACAAAUGGACUCGACCAUGCGUAGUGACACGGCUGGCAUCGACGAUGAGGGAAAUCUAACCGAUGCCGAUGCCUCAUCGUUGAGUCAAUCUGCCGAGUAUUUCUCAAUCUCAUCAAAUAAUCCAGUAUCGUCAACAUCUCCGCUGGAAAGUCAAUUAUGA
Messenger RNA from Drosophila willistoni, 1101 nucleotides. RefSeq lists its product as uncharacterized. Lineage: Eukaryota; Metazoa; Arthropoda; Insecta; Diptera; Drosophilidae. The record is from RefSeq and is a predicted model, not a curated record. Bases 1 to 1101 code for a protein of 366 amino acids. The transcript is spliced from 2 exons.